Messenger RNA from Eimeria maxima, 678 nucleotides. RefSeq lists its product as hypothetical. The record is from RefSeq and is a predicted model, not a curated record. The transcript is spliced from 4 exons. NCBI's taxonomy places the organism in Eukaryota, Apicomplexa, Conoidasida, Eucoccidiorida, Eimeriidae. The coding region runs from base 1 to 678 and encodes 225 amino acids.
AUGCAUAGUUAUUAUGCAGAAAUACAAAAGAAACUUGAUCAAGAUGAACUUAAUAAGAAUAAUUACUCUUCCUCUAGCGAAGAAGAAGAAGAAGGAGACAACCCUAAAAAAGAAAGAAUUAGGGACCUAGAGGGAGGAGAAUCUAAUGUAGAGGAAGACAGCAGCUCGGAUAUAGAAGACGAUAAACAAGAUCUAGAUAUGCGUUUAAAGGAGUUAGAGAAGUUUGUAUCCCGUAUGACGGAGGAAGAACAAGAAGAAACAAUGUAUUUAUUUAAUGAGGAUGUAAGUAGUUAUGAGGAGGAGGCAGAGAGAUUGCAGCAACGUCUUGAACAAGUACGCAGUAGCAAUGAAUUGCUCCUGCAAAAGCUUAAUGAAUUAAAAACUAACCCUGAUAGCUAUCAAGGAAAUACAGAUGAUCCUCUUGAUUGGAUUGAUACACCACAAGAUACUGCAGCAGCAACAGCAGCAGCAGCAGCAACAACAACAACUGAUAGUAAUAGUUUAAUUAAUACUAUAAGCAAUAUCACCAACAGAGAUGAUAGACCAGCAGACGCCAGCAGCAGUGAUACUAGUUCAGACAGGGAUCCAUUCAGUAUAGAAGACGGAGAGGAGGAGGCACAAGAUGGGGCCCCUUAUAGAAUUAUUGGAGCAAAUGCAGGAGAUUGGAUGGAGGAUUAA